Messenger RNA from Jaculus jaculus (lesser Egyptian jerboa), 476 nucleotides. It is a transcript of the gene Pin4, whose product is annotated as peptidylprolyl cis/trans isomerase, NIMA-interacting 4. The transcript has 4 exons. The record is from RefSeq and is a predicted model, not a curated record. Gene Ontology annotation, molecular function: DNA binding; peptidyl-prolyl cis-trans isomerase activity. Lineage: Eukaryota; Metazoa; Chordata; Mammalia; Rodentia; Dipodidae. Bases 64 to 459 code for a protein of 131 amino acids. Gene Ontology annotation, biological process: rRNA processing.
GGGACCUUAAGGGGCCUUUUACAACUACGGGAGCUGUUGGGAGUUCAACAGCAAGUGUAGAAGAUGCCGCCCAAAGGGAAAAGCAGUUCUGGAAAAGGGGGGAAAGGGGGUGGAGCCUCUGGGAGUGACAGUGCUGACAAGAAGGCUCAGGGCCCAAAAGGUGGUGGCAAUGCAGUAAAGGUCAGACACAUUCUUUGUGAAAAACACGGCAGAAUCAUGGAGGCCAUGGAAAAGUUAAAGUCUGGAAUGAGAUUCAGUGAAGUGGCCACACAGUAUAGUGAAGAUAAAGCCAGGCAGGGGGGUGACUUGGGUUGGAUGACAAGAGGGUCCAUGGUGGGACCAUUUCAAGAAGCGGCAUUUGCCUUGCCUGUAAGUGGGAUGGAUAAACCUGUGUUUACAGAUCCACCAGUUAAGACAAAAUUUGGAUAUCAUAUUAUUAUGGUUGAAGGGAGAAAAUAAAUGUAUGAAAUACUAAA